Sinocyclocheilus grahami is the source of this 9057-nucleotide messenger RNA. RefSeq names its product cut-like homeobox 1a (gene cux1a). The record is from RefSeq and is a predicted model, not a curated record. Gene Ontology annotation, biological process: regulation of transcription by RNA polymerase II. Gene Ontology annotation, molecular function: RNA polymerase II transcription regulatory region sequence-specific DNA binding; DNA-binding transcription factor activity, RNA polymerase II-specific. The coding region runs from base 1037 to 5386 and encodes 1449 amino acids. Gene Ontology annotation, cellular component: nucleus. The transcript has 24 exons. NCBI's taxonomy places the organism in Eukaryota, Metazoa, Chordata, Actinopteri, Cypriniformes, Cyprinidae.
ACUGUUGGCUAAACAAUGAUUUGUUAUCAUCAUUAAUUGUGACAAUUAAUAGGAUUACUUUGGAUCAUCACCAUGUAUCAUAAACAAUGAGUGAGACGAUACUACUCACAUCCAAUAGAGGGCGCUGCUCUCCAAGUUCAAGUUCAAAAGCAGUAUUUACAAUUCAUCAGGAAUCGACCGGACAAGGGUUUAUUGUUAUAACAUCAAAUCAUCUAAUGCCACCAUCUUAAACACGGUCCAUAACCAUUUAAAAUGCAUAUCGCUUCAUGCAGUAUUUAUAUGGAGAACGGUUAGAUUGUGUUUCAUUUGAUUUAAGCUAUCGAUCGCCGUAUCCACAUUCUUCACGCAAGAAUGCCCAUCAAAUCAAUAUAAUAUAUGUAUUGGUUUUUGAGCACAAACAGAGGGUAGCUGGACAUGUAGACGACCAACAGCAAAAACAUUAUAAGACAACUGCGUACACGCAAGAACAUAUGAUAUAUUUUCAACAGGAUUAAAAAUAAAAACAAAUCAGAAAUCAAUAUAUCGGGUGUACGAACACAACAGGCCAGAAGGUUCUUCAUCUGAUCAUGAGAAACAUAAAACCACUCAAGCGAUGCGUUGCGUUCGCGUUGCUCGCAUGAUCGCGUCAGAUCUGAUCAGCGGCUCGGAAUAUCUAUCUAUAGCGAUAAUACAAAAUCAAUAACCGUAUAAACUCUCUUCUUUUAACGGAUGAAAACGUAUCCAGCAUCCCCCUCCCGCUCCUGCGCCACGGGGAGCGCGACUCAACGCGGAAACUCCAUCCCGCGUUUUCUGCCUUUUAUUGAGGACGCUCUCAAUAAUUGUUUUCAGUAGUCCUAUUCAAUAUCGCAGGUCGGCGUUCGUUCGAUAACUCCGUUCCUCGCGCGCCCGCGCCGUUCGAUCCGCUCCGCUCCGUGUUUUGCGCGCGCUCCCCCGCCUCUCUCUCUCGCGCUCUCUCUCUCUCUCUCUCUCUCGCUGAACUCCAGCCCCUCUCGCGCUCUCUCUAUCAGCCUUUCAUUCCGUCUCAAUAUGUCUCAAGAUGGCGGCCAAUGCGGGAUCGAUGUUUCAAUAUUGGAAACGCUUUGAUUUGCAGCAGCUCCAGAAAGAACUGGAUGCCACCGCCGCAGCCCUGGCCAACAGACAGGAUGAAACUGAGCAGUCCAGGAAAAAACUCAUCGACCAAAGCCGCGAGUUCAAGAAGGAUACUCCAGAGGAUUUGCGUAAACAGAUAGCUCCUUUGUUGAAGGGCUUCCAAGCAGAGAUCGACGCCUUGAGUAAAAGAAGUAAAGAAUCAGAGGCUGCUUUCCUCAGCGUGUACAAGAGAUUAAUCGAUGUCCCAGAUCCUGUCUCGACUCUGGAGGCAGCUCAGCAACUCCAGGUGACUGUUCGGAAGAUGCACGACUUGGAGACAGAAAACCAGAAGCUCAAAGAUACACUACAAGAGUACGAACGUGAAAUUGCAGAGGUUAAAAACCAAGAAGUCACUAUUAAAGCACUUAAAGAGAAGUUGGAGCAGUAUGAGCGUUCUCUGCAGGCCAAGAACACAGAGGAAGCUCCCGAUCAGAACCAGGACCGAUCAGGAAGAGAAGAGAGGGAAAGCAAAGGGGAAAACCUUCCUAACAACUAUGCAGACAAGGAGAGUCAGCCACAGCAGAGCCAGGACAGCAGGACAGAAGACUUGGACAUGAAAACGCAGUCCUUACAAACAGCACUUGAAGCAACUCAGGCAGAACUCUAUGAACUGAAGACUAAAUACGAUGAAGAAUCCACAGCAAAGGCCAAUGAGAUUGAAGUGGUGAUGACAGAUUUGGAAAGAGCCAAUCAGAGGGCCGAGGCGGCAGAGAGGGAGGCCGUGAGCCUGAGGGAGCAGCUCACUUCAGCUGGCAAAACCCUGCAACCAUCCAAUCAGAUCCAGAAAGCACCGGAAGUAGACAAGUCUCUGGAGGCGCUAUCUUGCAGCAGACUGGAGGCAGAGUUGGGUGCAAAGGAAAGGGAGGUAGAGCGUUUGGCUGAGGACGUUCAGAGACUUCAAGCCAGUCUGGCCCAGCUCAGCGAGACCUCCACCAAUCAGAUCAGCCAGCUCGAGCAGCAGCUGAGCUCCAAAGAGGCCCUAUUAAAGCAACUUGAAGAAAAUCUUCAAGAGCAGUCAGACUACGAUGAGAUCAAACGAGAACUCUGCAACCUGAAAUCCAUGGAGCACAACUCAUCAGAUCAUCACUCUUCAGUACAGGACUCAUCCAAGCCGUUGGAGAUGUUGCUGAUGGGGAAAGUCCAUAGCCAGCUGUCUGAGAGCGCUUUGAAACGACUGGCCAACAAUGACUUCAGUGGAUCAGUGGGGCGGAAAAGUAAAGAAACCACAGUGGAAAACCCUCAGCGUCUUCCUGCCACUCCAGUCCCUACCACACUCCAGGGGUCCCCUCCUCCCCCCUCCCCUCAGCUUUUGAUGAGGACGGGCACCGCUACCUCCGAAUCUGCUGCCAGUGCCAACGGUACACACCCUUUCUCCCCCACGGGCAUCGGCCCAGACUUCUUUACCCCCGGCAUGGCCAGCGUGGGCGCCACGUUCCCCCCGUUGGCUGGCAAAAUGGCACUCAACUCUCUUCUUCAGAGGCAGCUCAUGCAAACCAUCUACACCAAAGCCCUCCAGGACCCUUCUCCAAGUUCUGUGCUCUUCGGGCUGCCCCAUUAUGCUACAACCAACUCUCUCUCCAGCCCCCUACCCCCUCAGUCAGCGGGCAGCCCAGAGGUUAAUGGCCUGGUGCCCUCUCCCAGCCAGUCUGAGGGUGCAGGCAGCACGUCGGAAGGGGAGGAUAUGGACACGGCUGAGAUUGCGCGACAGGUCAAGGAGCAGCUGAUCAAACACAACAUCGGCCAGCGUGUGUUCGGCCAUUAUGUGUUGGGUCUGUCCCAAGGCUCAGUCAGUGAGAUUCUGGCCCGGCCCAAACCCUGGAGCAAGUUAACUAUCCGUGGCAAAGAGCCCUUUCACAAGAUGAAGCACUUCCUGUCUGAUGAGCAGAAUAUCCUGGCGCUGAGGAGCAUCCAGGGCAGGCAGAGAGGUAACAUCACCACACGGAUCCGCACACCUGAGACCGGCUCCGAUGAAGCCAUCAAGUCCAUCUUGGAGCAGGCCAAGAGAGAGUUACAAGUGCAGAAAGCAGACGGUGUGGGGGAGAGGCAACGGCGAUCAGGUUACCACAGAGGGUCGGGCAGCUAUUUCCAAAUAUAUGCACACAGUCUAAGACUUGUUGAGAGUUCUCAGCCUCCGUCCUCCUCCAGCAACUCCGACGAGAACAUUCGUUCCAUCCUUGAGCAGGCUCGGAGGGAGAUGGAGGCCCAGCAGGUGGCUCUGGAGCCCGUACUAAAGGCCAGCUCUAUGGCCCCGACCGAUCUAUCGCUCCUGGGCUCCCCGCUCUCCAGCCUCCCCUACACCCCUAUUGCUCAGUCUCUGAAGAAGCCCUCCACCUCUCCUCUCUUAGACUUCCACAGUGGGGUGAAGAAGGAGAUGGGUGAGGUGGCCGUCUCAGAUGUGGGGGUGGACGGAGUGCACAAGCUUGGGCGUCUCUCUGAGAGUGGAGGAGGUUUAGGUGGGGGUUCUUGGAGGGAGCACUGGUGGAGCACAGGUCUCUCUGAGCGUCGCGGAACCGGGCAGCCCUCUGUUAGCGAAGACGCCCACAGCCAAGAGGAUAGCAAGGAGAAGCUCCCUCGGCUGGGCAGCACUGCGCCUGUGGCUCCUGCUUCCUCUCUGGAUUACUGGAAAGACUGGCCCAGCUCAGAGUCCCCAUACUCCCAGAGCUCAGAGCUGAGUCUGCAGAUGCCCAGCGGCAGCGAGACGCCUCAGAGCAGCCCACUGCCUUCCUCCUCGCCUUUACUGUCCCUCCCCAAAGUCGCCAAACCUGUGGUGCCCCCGCUCACACCUGAGCAGUACGAGUACUACAUGUACCAGGAAGUGGACACUGUCGAUCUCACACAGCAGGUCAAAGACAAACUAGCCAAGAAUGGCAUCUGCCAGCGGAUCUUUGGCGAGAAGGUGCUGGGCCUCUCUCAGGGGAGCGUGAGCGACAUGCUCUCUCGGCCGAAGCACUGGAGCAAGCUCACGCAGAAAGGAAGAGAGCCGUUUAUACGCAUGCAGUUAUGGCUGAACGGAGAGCUGGGCCAGGCACUGCUGCCAAUGCCUGGACAGACACAAGAGAUUACGCCGAAGACCUCAGCCAGCUGCAGUCCUGCCCCAGAAUCCCCUCUGAGUUCGGCUGAGGAGUCUGUUAAAAGCCAGCAGGAGGAGCAGAUGUGCCGAGCGUCCAUCCAGGAGCCCAGCGAAACUUCCGAGUCCCAGCCCGGCACGCCUCUACCGUUACCUCUGCCGGGACACUCAGGGCUAAGCAUACAAGAGAUGGUAGCAAUGUCGCCUGAGCUGGACACCUACGCCAUCACUAAGAAAGUGAAAGAAGUUCUAACAGAUAACAACCUCGGUCAGCGUCUGUUUGGCGAGAGCAUCCUGGGUUUGACGCAGGGCUCCGUGUCUGAUCUGCUGGCCCGGCCCAAGCCCUGGCACAAGCUCAGUCUGAAGGGUCGAGAGCCGUUCGUACGCAUGCAGCUGUGGCUGAGCGACCCGCAGAAUGUGGAGAAGCUCAUGGACAUGAAGCGGAUGGAAAAGAAAGCCUACAUGAAGAGGCGUCACAGCUCCAUCGGUGAGAGUCAUUCGCUGGAGACUGGUCUGUCAGGAACUGACUUCACUCAGGGCGCCAGCCCCCAAAACCUCUCCCAGCAGCAGCAGCAGCAGCAGCAGCAGCAGCCCCAGCUGAAGAAACCCCGUGUGGUGCUGGCUCCAGAAGAGAAGGAAGCUCUGAAGAGAGCCUACCAACAGAAGCCUUACCCCUCCCCUAAAACCAUAGAGGAGUUAGCGAGCCAACUCAACCUUAAAACCAGCACGGUCAUCAACUGGUUCCACAACUACAGAUCCCGUAUCCGGCGAGAACUCUUUAUCGAAGAGAUCCAGGCAGCGGCCGGCGAAGGUGGGUCCCCCUCGGCGCGGCCCGGGAAGUCUGGGGGCGAGGGAGACAACAGCUGCGACGGCACCGAGUCUGACAGCACCGCGGAGGGCCGACCGAGUGGCUCAGAGGACCGCAAGAGCUUCCUGGAGAGCCCCAGCCUCAGCCACAGAGAUGAAGAGGGCGAGGCCGAGUUCCCCAGCGCCUCGGGCACCAGCAGGCCACGAGGAGGUAUCAUAGACAGCCUAUUCGGCAUCCCUGAGUCCAUAUCCGCCGCCGCGCCCCCCUCCCGAAACCCAAAGGACAGCAGUCUGCGCAAGAAGAAAGCAGCCAACCUCAACAACAUCAUCCACAGGCUGGAGAAAGCGGCGAACCGUGACGAGCCUCACGAAUGGGAGUUCUGAGGCACCGCCAUGUUGUUGUCGUUUUAUUCUCACUUUGUCCCUCACUGAGCUAACCCGGCCAAGCCUGGUGCACACACAACUCUGGUUAACCCAAGGGUUUUCGAUUCGCUGAUUAGAAGUGGGCUAUCAGAGACGAACAAGAAAAGGAAACAAGUUUUUAGUCUGUUUAUUUUGUGAAGCACUUAACGCCCUGCUGGCCACAGGGCUGUGAUACCAUUGGCUAAUGGUGAAGACACAAAACUGAAAAGCACAGGAGAAGGAGCGUUCCCACGAAAUAUUCUCGAGACUGGCGACAGUCGCAAAAAAACAAAAACACAUUAUGAUAUCACAGUGUCUCUAUUUCUAAUAGAGACGUUCUCACCAACAAACUGAAUAACUGUUACAAUAAUUUAUCAGUUCUCAAGAGUCUUGGGAGUUUCCUCUUUUGUAUCACGUACGCUUUGGCUGUCAGCAGAGACUAGUUCGAACCAGUUUCAAACCAAAAGUCAAGCAUUUAAAAGCAAGUGUUGGCUGAAGGAACACGGGUGCACCGUCACACCUGCCUCUCCCUCCCUACCCCAGAGGAGGCCAUCCAAUGGCUAUGCAACUCUAGUACGCAAUGGAUUCCAGCGUAAUGGAACCCGCAUUAUUUUCACAGUUCGGAAGCUUCUCCGAUGCGAGAAGAAAAUCCUUUUUAUAGCAAUUAAGUUGCCACCGAGAGAUUGCACAGUCAGUUGACUCUAAACAGCACUCCUUUUGAUUUUACACGCCAAUGGCCUAAAAGAGAAAAAAAAAAUCAUGCGAACGAAAAAUUAUCAUCGUAAAUAAGAAUCCACGAUCACGCUAAAAUUCAUACUGUUGUUGUAAGGUCGACGCAAAUGGAAGAGGGGAGUAAUUUCGUAACUCGAUAGCUAAGUGUCAAUUUUUAAAGUUAUUUAGGUCUCUUGUAAGGGUAGCGCUCGUUUAUUUUUUUUCCAUAGCUUUAAUCGCCUCCGCGACUUGCGUUUUGAAGCCCGCGGAGGUCUUGUUUAAUAAUAAACGUCAUUUUAGGCCAAAACAAAGACAGAUAGUGAAGAAAAAAGGAUUUGUACAGUACUUUGAGUAAAUAUUCCUGACAAGAUAUUUUUUAAAGAGAAUGAACAAGCCUGAUUUUUAUCCUCUUAUAAUACAUCAGAGACCUCUAACCAAGUUGGGCGGUUUGGGCCCAUAGAAUUACAAUUCUAAUCCAAUAUCUAUGGUGUUAUAAAUUCUAAUUCUAUGGUGUGGCCAUGGGCCACUGCACUGUAUGGGCUGGUGCUCAGCACCAGGGUACCGGACGCUGAGUGUAACCGCUCGCUCUCGUGCAAACUCGAAACUUCAGGUUUUUCACCAGCUUCUCCAUUCACUGUUCACCCACCCGUAUACAAGCUUUUCGUGGCGUCCACAACAUGUUCACGGAACACAUCUGUCCUCCGAGACAACUGGAAAAAUUCCUUACGAAACGGACUUGUUUUGUUGUUUCUUCAUACUGUAUAUGACUGAGGACUCGGACACAUUUUCAUCUACAUUUCUUGUUUAACACAUUUAAAAAAAAAAAAAAAGAGGAAAAUAUGUAGAUUGUGAAUGAAAAGCUCUUUUACCGUUCGCAACCUGAGGUGAAUCUCUACACUCACGCGUCAGAGGACGCAGCAAGGACUCUGCACCUCUGUAGAAACGUUCUUUCUCUCCUGAAACACCUUUCGAAGCCUGCUCACCUUUCACCUCCGGCCCUUGUCGUCAUUGUAUGCAGUUGAUUUUGUGAACGAAAGUGCAGAUCGGUGGUGCCACGCGCUCGUCUGCGUGCGAACCUUGAGUGUGAGGGUGUUUGUGUGUGUGUGAUUGUUGACAAGAGCGAUUUAUAUUUGUAUAUUACUACUACUACUCUCCACAGGCAGUGGAAGCAAACACCUCCUCACGUCCCUAAGCUAUUUAGCAGUCCUGCAGCAUAUCACAUAGUACAUUUAAGUUCUUUUUAUUUACACGCAUAAACUAAUGGUAGAUAUUUUUUGUUUGUUGGUGUGGUUUGCUUAUUUAUAGAUGCUGUCUUUUACAUAUUGAUGUCUUAUAUUGUUAUACGUGUUCUUUUUUUUGUAAUGGAAGGGACUAUAAAAGGUCAGGUUACAUAUUUUUAGACUAAUAGACUGCCGGCAGUAUUGGAUUACAUUUAAAUGAUGUACUUUUGAUACAUGUCUAUUGAUUAAUUCUGAAGAUUAUCAUUUUUUUUCAUAUAUUUUACUCUGUUAGUGAGCUGGAUGAACAUUUACUACAUUGACAAAGGAAGCAGAAUUCUAUGUAUUGCAUUAAUUUUAAUUAGUACACAUUUGAGAUGUUUUAACAAUUUUUAAAGAUGACAAUUCAAGAUAAAUUGCGUUUGGUUGUAUUCACUCUACAAAAGCAAACCGAUUGAUGCUCUUGAAUUGGGUUUUCAGGUAAUUAACCUGCGAACGUUCUGAGAUUACGUACGUUUAUAAAUCGCAAUCAAGCUUAGUUGCUAUAAUGAGCCAGUGAACAACUGGUAGUUAACGUCACUGAAAUUAGCUGUCGCUUUGAGCUGCACCUUGAGGAAUUGGACUUUGGUGUUUGGUUUUUUUUCAGUGGGAAUGAAAUUCAUGUCAGUUCAGUUGCGUUAAAAUUUACGCCGACGAAUCUUGAAGAACAACAUCGGCUUAAAACUACCUUUGGCCUUUUUUAUGUGUGCCAAUGAAUGAUUCAAAUCAAAUUUGUCUCUUUAUGACCUAACGAAAGCACAGAAGAUACUUCAUGAACCAAUGUUUUUAUCGGAAUAUUCGAAUAAUAUGUCGAAAGCCCGUGACUGUUUCUUGAACUUUCUCUCCACGUCUAACAUUGGAGUGCCUUCACUGAAAACUGUUCGCUACUAUAAUCGCGUCGUCUUCAUUCCAAAUAAGUGAUUAGAAGUAUCGCGUGUCAGAUCAUACCACGGUUUAGCCAUUUUCGCCAGCAAGUUUAAUAAUAAGGUCUCAUCUAGUCUCAGGUCAUAACGUUGUGUACUUUUAGGGUGUCUGUAUUGUUUUAUCUGAGAGAAAACAGCUGUCCCAGGAUUCAGGCUUGGUUAUUAAAAAAACCAACGUUUUUACAAUGGCAAUUUCGAUCGGUUAACUUCACAUUUCUUUGUCCCAAAUGUCGUUUUAAUCAUUUCUAGGCAUUCAUUAGAUGUUUUUGACCAUGUUAUUGUAUUUGAGCUGUAGGAUUCCCCCAUGCUGGAGGAAGUUCACAGAUGGAUUUGGCAUGUGGAAACUCUUGAAAUGAUUUGUAGACUAUACUGUAGUGUGGACCAAAUUGUCAGAACAGACAAAUCAGCUUGUAAAGACUCUUUUCUGAUCAUGAACAUGUGAUUUCAAUUGAACCCAGACAAAGUAAACACAUUUAGGAGCACAUUCAAAUCUGGUCUAUAUUAAGGACACUUUUUUAUGUCCGUCACGUUCUCACUGACUGAAACCAUAACCGUACUGUCGAUAUCAUGGCAUGAAACACUUAGAAGAACACUUAAGAGUUUCCAGACGAUUCUCAGUGCAGAUGUCCAGCACUUUUUCUCUGCUUUUUGCAAAUAUUUUUCUAUGGAAAGUAUUGCAGAUGACUAAAUAACACAUCAACAUACGACUGCACAGACAGCACGUUUAUAUGAUUUCUUAAGAAAAAGACAAAAAAAGAAAAAA